This is a messenger RNA of Homarus americanus (American lobster), 7146 nucleotides long. Its product is annotated as collagen alpha-5(IV) chain-like. The transcript has 38 exons. The record is from RefSeq and is a predicted model, not a curated record. NCBI's taxonomy places the organism in Eukaryota, Metazoa, Arthropoda, Malacostraca, Decapoda, Nephropidae. The coding region runs from base 1 to 7146 and encodes 2381 amino acids.
AUGCCUCCAGGGGCUCUCCUCAGGGUCACCGUUGCCCCAGGCGAUCUCUUAGGUAUGGUGUCGCCCCCGGGGGCCCGCCAGGGGGCCCGCCAAGGGGUGCCCGUCGCCCCCAGUGGCUCUUCUUUGGGUGCAGUGAUGGCCCCAGGGGCUCUCCUCAGGGUCAGUGGUGCCCCUAGGGGUUCCCUCAGGUAUGGUGGCCCCAAAGGGCCUGCCAAGGGGUGCAUCGAUCUUGGGGCUCUCCCAAGGGUGUCGGCGACCCCAGGGGCCCUGAAAAGGGUGGCGGCAAUCCCAGGAGCCCUGCCAGGGGCGGUGGCGCACCCAGGGGCCUUCCCAGGUGCGGUGGCGACCACAGGUUCCCUCGCAAGGGCACCGGAGCCCCCAGGGGACCUCUCAGGUGCGUCGCUCUUAGGGGCUCUGACAGGGGUGUCGGUGCCCUCAGGGUCCCUGGCAAGGGUGGCGGCGCUCCCAGGGGCCCUACCUGGGGCGGUGGCGCACCCAGUGGCCUUCUCAGGUGCGGUGGCGCCCACAAUGUCCCUCCCAGAGGCACCGGUGCCCCCCAAGGGACCUCUCAGGUGUGGUAGCGCCCCCAGGCGCCGGCCAAAAGGGUCCCUGGCAAUGGUGGCGGCACUGCCAGGGGCGGUGGCGCACCCAGGGGCCUUCCCAGGUGUGGUGGCGCCCACAGGGUCCCUCUCAGGGGCACCGUGCCCCCAGGGGACCUCUCAGGGGUCACCGGUGCCCCCAGGCGAUCUCUUAGGUAUGGUGGCGCCCCCAGGGACCCGCCAAGGGGUAACAUCGCCCCCAGGAGCUCUUCUUAGGGGCAGAGCGAUGCCCCCAGGGUCUCCCCUCACGGGCCUGCCAAGGGGUAACGCCGCCUCCAGGGGCCCGACAAAGGGUAACGGUGACCCCAGGGGACCGCCUAGGGGUAACGUCGCCCAUAGGGGCUCUUCUUUGGAGCAGCGAGGACCUCAGGGGCUCUCAGGGUGCGUCGCUCUUAGGGGCUCUGACUGGGGUGUCGAUGCCCUCAGGGUCCCUGGCAAGGGUGGCGGCGCUCCCAGGGGCCCUACCUGGGGCGGUGACGCACCCAGGGGCCUUCUCAGGUGCGGUGGCGCCCACAAUGUCCCUCCCAGAGGCACCGGCGCCCCCAAGGGACCUCUCAGGUGUGGUAGCGCCCCCAGGCGUCGGCCAAGGGGUAACGUCGCCCCCAGGGGCCCGCCAAGAGGCGCCGGCCAAGGGGUAACGUCGCCCCCAGGGGACCGCCAAGGGGUAACAUCACCCAGAGGGGACCGCCAAGGGGUAAUGUCGCCCACAGGGGCUCUUCUUAGGGGCAUCGAUGCCCCCAGGGGCUCUCAUCAGGGAGCCCGCCAAGGGCUAACGUCGCCCCCAGGGGACCGCCAAAGGGUAACGUCGCCCCCAGUCGCUCUUCUGUGGUCAGCUAUGCCUCCAGGGGCUCUCCUCAGGGUCAUCGGUGCCCCCAGGCGAUCUCUUAGGGAACCUGGCAAAGGUGGCGGCGCUCCCAGGGGCCCUACCUGGGGCGGUGGCGCACCCAGGGUCCUUCCCAGGUGUGGUGGCCCCAGAGGGUCCCUCCCAGGGGCACCGGUGCCCCCAGGGGACCUCUCAGGUGUGGUUGCGCCUCCAGCCGCCGGCCAAGGGGUAACGUCGCCCCCAGGGGACCGCCAAGGGGUAACAUCACCCAGAGGGGACCGCCAAGGGGUAAUGUCGCCCACAGGGGCUCUUCUUCGGGGGCAUCGAUGCCCCCAGGGGCUCUCGUCAGGGUGCGUCGCCCUAGGGGCUCUCCCAGGGGUGUCGGUGCCUCUAGGGGCCCUGCAAAGGGUGUCGGUGCUCCCAGGGGCCCGGUUAGGGGCGGUGGCGCACCCAGGGGCCUUCCCAGGUGCGGUGGCACCCACAGAGUCCCUCCCAGGGGCACCGGUGGCCCCAGAAGGCCUCUCAGGUGUUGUGGCGCCCACAGGAGCCCGCCAAGGGCUAACGUCGCCCCCAGCGGACCGCCAAAGGGUAACGUCGCCCCCAGUCGCUCUUCUGUGGUCAGCUAUGCCUCCAGGGGCUCUCCUCAGGGUCACCGGUGCCCCCAGGCGAUCUCUUAGGUGCGUCGCUCUUAGGGGCUCUGACAGGGGUGUCGGUGCCCUCAGGGUCCCUGGCAAGGGUGGCGGCGCUCCCAGGGGCCCUACCUGGGGCGGUGGCGCACCCAAGGGCCUUCUCAGGUGCGGUGGCGCCCACAAUGUCCCUCCCAGAGGCACCGGUGCCCCCAAGGGACUUCUCAGGUGUAGUAGCGCCCCCAGGCGCCGGCCAAGGGGUGCGUCACUCUUAGUGGCUCUCACAGGGGUGUCGGUGCCCCCAGGGAACCUGGCAAAGGUGGCGGCGCUCCCAGGGGCCCUACCUGGGGCGGUGGCGCACCCAGGGUCCUUCCCAGGGUCCCUCUCAGGGGCACCGGUGGCCCCAGAAGGCCUCUCAGGUGUUGUGGCGCCCACAGGAGCCCGCCAAGGGCUAACGUCGCCCCCAGUCGCUCUUCUGUGGUCAGCUAUGCCUCCAGGGGCUCUCCUCAGGGUCACCGGUGCCCCCAGGCGAUCUCUUAGGUAUGGUGGCGCCCCCAGGGACCCGCCAAGGGGUAUGGUGGCCCCCCCCAAGGGCCUGCCAAGGGGUAACGCCGCCUCCAGGGGCCCGACAAGGGGUAACGGUGACCCCAGGGGACCGCCAAGGGGUAACGUCGCCCAUAGGGGCUCUUCUUUGGAGCAGCGAGGACAUCAGGGGCUCUCAGGGUGCGUCGCUCUUAGGGGCUCUGACAGGGGUGUCGAUGCCCUCAGGGUCCCUGGCAAGGGUGGCGGCGCUCCCAGGGGCCCUACCUGGGGCGGUGACGCACCCAGGGGCCUUCUCAGGUGCGGUGGCGCCCACAAUGUCCCUCCCAGAGGCACCGGUGCCCCCAAGGGACCUCUCAGGUGCGUCGCUCUUAGGGGCUCUGAUAGGGGUGUCGAUGCCCUCAGGGUCCCUGGCAAGGGUGGCGGCGCUCCCAGGGGCCCUACCUGGGGCGGUGACGCACCCAGGGGCCUUCUCAGGUGCGGUGGCGCCCACAAUGUCCCUCCCAGAGGCACCGGUGCCCCCAAGGGACCUCUCAGGUGCAUCGAUCUUGGGGCUCUCCCAAGGGUGUCGGCGACCCCAGGGGCCCUGACAAGGGUGGCGGCAAUCCCAGGAGCCCUGCCAGGCGCGGUGGCGCACCCAGGGGCCUUCCCAGGUGCGGUGGCGACCACAGGUUCCCUUGCAAGGGCACCGGAGCCCCCAGGGGACCUCUCAGGGGAGCUCUCAGGUGUGGUGGCGCGCCCAUGGGCACGCCAAGGGGUAGCAUCGCCCCCAGGGGCUCUUCUUAUGGGCAGCGAUGCCCCUAGGGGCUCCCUUCAGGGGUCACCGGUGCCCCCAGGCGAUCUCUUAGGUAUGGUGGCGCCCCCAGGGGCCCGCCAAGGGGUAACAUCGCCCCAGGAGCUCUUCUUAGGGGCAGAGCGAUGCCCCCAGGGUCUCCCCUCACGGUGCGUCACUCUUAGGGGCUCUCACAGGGGUGUUGGUGGCCCCAGGGAACCUGGCAAAGGUGGCGGCGCUCCCAAGGGCCCUACCUGGGGCGGUGGCGCACCCAGGGUCCUUCCCAGGUGUGGUGGCCCCAGAGGGUCCCUCCCAGGGGCACCGGUGCCCCCAGGGGACCUCUCAGGUGUGGUUGCGCCUCCAGGCGCCGGCCAAGGGGUAACGUCGCCCCCAGGGGACCGCCAAGGGGUAACAUCACCCAGAAGGGACCGCCAAGGGGUAAUGUCGCCCACAGGGGCUCUUCUUAGGGGCAUCGAUGCCCCCAGGGGCUUUCGUCAGGGUGCGUCACUCUUAGGGGCUCUCACAGGGGUGUCGGUGCCCCCAGGGAACCUGGCAAAGGUGGCGGCGCUCCCAGGGGCCCUACCUGGGGCGGUGGCGCACCCAGGGUCCUUCCCAGGUGUGGUGGCCCCAGAGGGUCCCUCCCAGGGGCACCGGUGCCCCCAGGGGACCUCUCAGGUGUGGUUGCGCCUCCAGCCGCCGGCCAAGGGGUAUGGUGGCCCCCCCAAGGGCCUGCCAAGGGGUAACGCCGCCUCCAGGGGCCCGACAAGGGGUAACGGUGACCCCAGGGGACCGCCAAGGGGUAACGUCGCCCAUAGGGGCUCUUCUUUGGAGCAGCGAGGACAUCAGGGGCUCUCAGGGUGCGUCACUCUUAGGGGCUCUCACAGGGGUGUUGGUGGCCCCAGGGAACCUGGCAAAGGUGGCGGCGCUCCCAAGGGCCCUACCUGGGGCGGUGGCGCACCCAGGGUCCUUCCCAGGUGUGGUGGCCCCAGAGGGUCCCUCCCAGGGGCACCGGUGCCCCCAGGGGACCUCUCAGGUGUGGUUGCGCCUCCAGGCGCCGGCCAAGGGGUAACGUCGCCCCCAGGGGACCGCCAAGGGGUAACAUCACCCAGAGGGGACCGCCAAGGGGUAAUGUCGCCCACAGGGGCUCUUCUUAGGGGCAUCGAUGCCCCCAGGGGCUUUCGUCAGGCCGCCGGCCAAGGGGUAACGUCGCCCCCAGGGGACCGCCAAGGGGUAACAUCACCCAGAGGGGACCGCCAAGGGGUAAUGUCGCCCACAGGGGCUCUUCUUUGGGGCAUCGAUGCCCCCAGGGGCUCUCGUCAGGGGUCCCUCUCAGGGGCACCGGUGGCCCCAGAAGGCCUCUCAGGUGUUGUGGCGCCCACAGGAGCCCGCCAAGGGCUAACGUCGCCCCCAGGGGACCGCCAAAGGGUAACGUCGCCCCCAGUCGCUCUUCUGUGGUCAGCUAUGCCUCCAGGGGCUCUCCUCAGGGUCACCGGUGCCCCCAGGCGAUCUCUUAGGUAUGGUGGCCCCCCCAAGGGCCUGCCAAGGGGUAACGCCGCCUCCAGGGGCCCGACAAGGGGUAACGGUGACCCCAGGGGACCGCCAAGGGGUAACGUCGCCCAUAGGGGCUCUUCUUUGGAGCAGCGAGGACCUCAGGGGCUCUCAGGGGCCUGCCAAGGGGUAACGCCGCCUCCAGGGGCCCGACAAGGGGUAACGGUGACCCCAGGGGACCGCCAAGGGGUAACGUCGCCCAUAGGGGCUCUUCUUAGGAGCAGCGAGGACCCCAGGGGCUCUCAGGGUGCGUCGCUCUUAGGGGCUCUGACAGGGGUGUCGAUGCCCUCAGGGUCCCUGGCAAGGGUGGCGGCGCUCCCAGGGGCCCUACCUGGGGCGGUGACGCACCCAGGGGCCUUCUCAGGUGCGGUGGCGCCCACAAUGUCCCUCCCAGAGGCACCGGUGCCCCCAAGGGACCUCUCAGGUGUGGUAGCGCCCCCAGGCGCCGGCCAAGGGUGCAUCGAUCUUGGGGCUCUCCCAAGGGUGUCGGCGACCCCAGGGGCCCUGACAAGGGUGGCGGCAAUCCCAGGAGCCCUGCCAGGCGCGGUGGCGCACCCAGGGGCCUUCCCAGGUGCGGUGGCGACCACAGGUUCCCUCGGGCACCGGAGCCCCCAGGGGACCUCUCAGGGGACCGCCAAGGGUAACGUCGCCCCAGGGCUCUUCUUUGCUGCAGCAAUGCCCCCAGGGGCUCUCCUCAGGGGCACUGGUGCCCCAGGGGAGCUCUCAGGUGUGGUGGCGCGCCCAUGGGCACGCCAAGGGGUAGCAUCGCCCCCAGGGGCUCUUCUUAUGGGCAGCGAUGCCCCUAGGGCUCCCUUCAGGGUCAGCAGUGCCCCCAGGGGACCUUCCAGAGGUGGUGGCGCCCCAAGGGGCGGCGCUACCCUCAGGGGCUUCCCAGGUGCGUCACUCUUAGGGGCUCUCACAGGGGUGUUGGUGGCCCCAGGGAACCUGGCAAAGGUGGCGGCGCUCCCAGGGGCCCUACCUGGGGCGGUGGCGCACCCAGGGUCCUUCCCAGGUGUGGUGGCCCCAGAGGGUCCCUCCCAGGGGCACCGGUGCCCCCAGGGGACCUCUCAGGUGUGGUUGCGCCUCCAGGCGCCGGCCAAGGGGUGCAUCGAUCUUGGGGCUCUCCCAGGGGUGUCGGCGACCCCAGGGGCCCUGACAAGGGUGUCGGCAAUCCCAGGAGCCCUGCCAGGGGCGGUGGCGCACCCAGGGGCCUUCCCAGGUGCGGUGGCGACCACAGGUUUCCUCUCAAGGGCACCGGAGCCCCCAGGGGACCUCUCAGGUGUGGUGGCGCCCUCAGGUGCCCUCCAAGGGGUAACGUUUCCCACAGGUGCCCGCCAAGAGGUAACGUUGCCCCCAUGGGACCGCCAAGGGGUAACGUCACCCCCAGGGGACCGCCAAGGCGAUACUCCCAGGGACUCCUCAGGGGCAUCGGUGCCUUCAGGGGAGCUCUCAGGUGUGGUGGCGCCCCCAGGGGUCUGCCAAGGGGUCACGUCGUCAGCAGGGGCUCUUCUUAGGCGCACCGAUGCCCCCAGGGGCUCCCCUCAGGGGUCACCGGUGCCCCCAGGCGAUCUCUUAGGUAUGGUGGCGCCCCCAGGGGCCCGCCAAGGGGUAACAUCGCCCCCAGGAGCUCUUCUUAGGGGCAGAGCGAUGCCCCCAGGGUCUCCCCUCACGGUCAGCCGUGCCUCCAGGGGUCCUUCCAAAGCAGGUGGCGCCCCAAGGGGCAGCGGGGCCCGCCAAGGGCUAACGUCACCCCCAGGGGACCGCCAAAGGGUAACGUCGCCCCCAAUCGCUCUUCUGUGGUCAGCUAUGCCUCCAGGGGCUCUCCUCAGGGUCACCGGUGCCCCCAGGCGAUCUCUUAGGUGCGUCGCCCUAGGGGCUCUCCCAGGGGUGUCGGUGCCUCCAGUGGCCCUGACAAGGGUGGCGGCACUCCUAGGGGCCCUGCCAGGGGCGAAGACACACGCAGGAGCCUUCUUAGAUGCGGUGGCGCCUACGGGGUCCCACCCAGGGGCACCGGUGCACCCAGGGGACCUCUCAGGUGUGGUUUCGCCCCCAUGGGUUCGCCAACGGGUAACGUCGCCCCCAGGAGCCCGCCAAUGGGUAACGUUGACCCCAGGGGACCGCCAACUGGUAACGUCGCCCACAGAGGCUCUUCUUAAGGGCAGCAAUGCCCCCAAGGGCUCUCCUCAGGGUCAGCGGUGCCCCCAAUCACCUGAAAAACCAAUUGUUGGCAAGUACUGA